Messenger RNA from Micropterus dolomieu (smallmouth bass), 4151 nucleotides. It is a transcript of the gene slc35g1, whose product is annotated as solute carrier family 35 member G1. NCBI's taxonomy places the organism in Eukaryota, Metazoa, Chordata, Actinopteri, Centrarchiformes, Centrarchidae. Gene Ontology annotation, cellular component: endoplasmic reticulum membrane; plasma membrane. Gene Ontology annotation, biological process: regulation of cytosolic calcium ion concentration; calcium ion export across plasma membrane. The record is from RefSeq and is a predicted model, not a curated record. The coding region runs from base 157 to 1410 and encodes 417 amino acids. The transcript is spliced from 5 exons.
UCUGCCCCCCUGUGGGUAAAGUAACCACCGCAUGCGAGCUCGUAUCCUGCCACCAAGGUUAGUCAUUAACCUUGCUUUCUCAGUCACCCAGCGCACCAAAGAAGGCGGAUAGUACUCUGUUGAAGGCAUGCUGUCGCUCAGCCGUCACAUCUUAACAUGGGCGACUGUAACCACUGUGCACACGAGCGGGCUUUAUCCGUAGAGGACGACAUUACUGUAGUGUUUCACAAAGUUGACACCCAUGGCACAAACAGCGGCGACGACCACGACGACGUGUGUGGCGGCGGUGAUGAUGAUGAACGGACAGCAGAGAGGAUUCACUUGCAAAAUAACUGCCGGGUGGCGUGUGAUUACGGCGAUGAUGCUGAGGAGGAAGCGAGAGGGAGCGAGGACUCGCCGGAAGGCAGCGAGAGGAAAACGCUUUGCCCGCCGACGUUUUGCGUCGGAAGCGAGCCCGUAUCCCGAGAAGAAAGCGCACGUGAAGACCCAGAGAAGCCAAAGAGAUGUCCAGGUAUCGGUUUGUUCUAUGCUCUACUGUCCACAGUUUUCUUCUCCAUCAUUGCCCUCUUAGUGAAAACCAUCCAGGGUGUCCACGCCAUAGAGAUCAGCGCCAUACGUUGCUUCUUCCAGAUGCUUUUUGUUAUGCCGUUACUCAUCUACCACAAGACAGGUUUCCUUGGUCCCAGGGACAAGCGUAAAUAUCUGGUGCUUCGUGGUUUCAUUGGUUCCAAUGCCAUGAUCCUGCUCUUCUAUGCUGUUCAGCAGAUGCCGCUGGCGGACGCCACUGUCAUCAUGUUCAGUAAUCCAGUCUUUACCUCCCUCCUGGCCUGGGUCUUCCUGAAGGAGAGGUGCACAAUCUGGGACUGUGUCUUCACUGUUUUUACCCUCACUGGAGUCAUCCUUAUCGCCCGGCCACCAUUCCUCUUUGGCGAGCAUCUACAUGGCAUUGAAGGAGACUACACCAACCACAUCAAGGGGACAAUUGCUGCCUUUGCAGGAGCUAUUGGGGCUGCCUUUACAUUUGUUGUCCUUCGCAAGAUUGGGAAGAGUGUCCAUUACUACCUCUCCGUCUGGUACUAUGCUGUCAUCGGUUUCAUCGAGUGCAUCAUUACCGUAUCCGUCCUUGGAGAAUGGAAAAUCCCGUUCUGUGGCCGUGAUCGCUGGAUGCUUAUGUUGAUUGCUGUCCUGGGCAUUGCUGGCCAGACCUUCCUCACAAAGGCCCUGCAGAUUGAGAAGGCUGGACCUGUGGCCCUGAUGAGGACCGUCGAUGUGCUGCUGGCGUUCAUCUUCCAGUUCAUUUUCUUUAACCGUGCACCGACCUGGUGGAGCCUCGGAGGGGCGCUGUGCGUAGUGGCGAGCACUAGUGGACUAGCACUUAGGAAGUGGUACAGCAACUCUCGCAAGAGCUGAGAAGGAGAAGCAACAUAGAAAAUACUUUGGUAUUACUAUUUAUUCUUUUUUCACUGUAGUUUACUCGUAAUUUACAUGCAAACCUGUGAGAAGGUGGAAGCUCUUUGGAGAGUUAAAAGCAGAAAUAUAGAAGGAUAUACUAGGAGGGGUCAGUUAUGAGAUUAUGUAGUUUUAAAAUUCAAAAUUAAAUUUUGUACAUCUAUACAUGUUAAUUCCUGAGAGUCAACCUCUGUUCUUUUUAUGCAUUCAUUUUUGUAUAAAUUAACACAUAAAUAUUGGGAAGGGAAAACUGUGAGCCCUUGUAGCUAACUAACUUCCUAUUGAACAGAGGUUUUCUAUUGAAACUGAAAGUUGAUUUUCACCAUAAUUAAGCCGUUUGAUGGAGAAUAUCCUCAGUCCGAUUUUCCUUUUGCUUUAACCAGAAUGAAAUAGCCAAAGAGAGAUGUUUACUGCAUUGGGACCAUUCAUACUUUGUCAAAUAACUUGGCAAUCAUAUUAUUGAACGAGUAUCUGUUUUUGUGGUGCUGAAAUACAGCUAUGAUCACUCUGUCAUCCUCAGUGUUAAAAGUGUUAUAUAUAUAGAAACUGACGAUAAAAUCCCAAAAUUGGUUUACCUGAAAACACGGUCAUGCUGUAGAAUUCUCUCAGGGAGCCUAGCUGCUUGUAAUGCCCAAAUAUGAAUUACGCCUAAUUCCGACCCAACGUUCUUAUCCAUGAAGAAUUUAUUCCUUUAUUUUAUAUAUUGAUUUUUGAAAAAGAUAAUAAGCUAAUUAUUUAGAAUAAUUUCUUAACAAUAUAUUUGAAGUGCCUUAAGUACAGAACUUUAACCUCUGGCUUUCCUUAGUGGAGCCGCUCAGUAACCAGCAACUUGUACUGGGCAGCUCUCAGGUGUAAUUGUGCAUAUGAAUAUGAAGUAGGGUGCUUCUAAAAAAACACUCAUUAAGUAAUGAUUUCUAAAAUGCUUGUAUGACCAUGUCAAAGAUAAAGUCUGACAGCAUUUUCAUGAGGCACCUAAGACAGGACCCUUAUCCCCUACAAAGGCCACACUGAGUUCUCCAUCAUCUCAGGAUGGCGUCAACUCUCUCAUGUUGGCUAGCACUUAAUGUCAUUUCAGAACUGAAGCAUCUAAUUAGCGUUCUCAACAGUCUAAAAAUAUCUUUCCUAUGAUGCUCACAGGGGGGUUGUUGUUUGCACUUUGUCUUUGCUAGAGGGUAGAAAAAGUGUCAGUAAGCUGCCACUGUAAUUACACAAAUGAUGAUCAUCCAAACAGCUGCGCACAAGGAUUAGGCCUACUUCAAGGAUUGCGAUAUAAUAAGUUACUCAAAUAAUUCAAGGACCUUGAAGCAAGAUGAGAGGUAGAACUACAUCUUAACGAUGCAGGUGUUUCAAUAUGUCAUCAAACUAGAACACUGAUGUUGUGGUUUUACUCUUGAGUAUCAUUGUUUUUUGUGAUAGCCUCAGUGACUCAAAACUGCCAUUUGUGACAUAACAGAAGUUAUCUCAUUGCACUUUUCAUAUAGAGCAGGUCCAGACUAUACUCUUUGUAAUAUUUAUGUGUUAUUGUUUGUAGGAAACCCCCCAAAUACCCUUUUUUCAAGGGAAGUGGGUGUCUGGCACACCAGAUGGUGUGCUCUGUGUGUGUGUCUGGUAUAAAUCAUACUGUAUCUUUAGCAUUUAGCGAGGAGUUUCCCACUGCCAUGACUGAUGAUGUCUGCAGUUUUCUGUUGCGGGAAUGUUUAAUUGGGUGCUAUACAGCUAGAAAAGAAAGGCAAUCAGUGCUGCUAGACUGCUAUUUAAUAUCCUGCUGUUUCUUCCUCGCUAUUUUUCACACGCUGCUGUUUCUGUUCUCGUUCAACUUGUUGAGAACUGUGUCAGCACAGCUGCAUCAUUAGACUCGCUUCUAGUUAUAGUUCUUCCUUUUUAUAAACUCUGUAUCACUAAAAACUGAACUCUUGAGUUUGCACAUUAUUGCCUUGUUAAAUCAAACUUCCUUUGGCAGUGAUGUUUGUUUGUUUACUUAAUUUUUAAUUCUUUAAGAAGGCAAACAUUGAUUCCAAGGAGAAUUUUUGGAUUUACAAUGGUCUUACAAGGCAUGGCCUAGUGUGACAGUGUGAUAUGUGAAACUAAUUAUAAAUACAAAUAUUUAUCAGUUCAUAAAAUUCUGAUCCUACCCAUUAAAGAAGAGAAUAUAGUUAAAUUAUUAAUUUGAGUACAUUGUACAACAUGUAACAUGGAUAUUAUUAAUCUUUUAAGUGAUGAACAGUAACAUCAAUCAAGUGUGAAAUAUAAUAAAAUCAGCCUACAUGUCAUCCCAGUGUUAUACUUUAGUGUGGAGGAAUUUAUUUUAAGGCUCUGUGACUUUUUUUAAUCAUUGUUCAUAGUACAGUACAGUAGGCUGUUAUGUUCACUUCAGAUGUUCAAAGGCUAAUUUUAUGCUUUGACAUUGAUAUUUACUUCUCAGUAUAUUAGUUUAGUGGACUUGAAGGCUGGUAGUGUAAGCACAAUGUGUUGUAAUUCCAUCAUAUGUUUAGGUAAACUUGUUUCAGGACCUACAGGCCUUACAAACCUGCAGUACUAAAGCUGUUUAUAAGGGUUUUAAAACUAUGCUUUAAUAAUAUUUAUUCGACUACUUCUGUAAUGUAUUACAUCAACAUAUUAUAAAAGAUGUAUAUAUUUCUGCACACUGAUUGAUUAUAUUUAGUAUGUUAUGAUUUAAUAAUAAAUUCUAUAUGAAUUUAUAA